Molecule: messenger RNA, 1179 nt
Organism: Dama dama (fallow deer)
Lineage: Eukaryota; Metazoa; Chordata; Mammalia; Artiodactyla; Cervidae
Gene: PANX3
Product: pannexin 3
Exons: 4
Coding region: 1-1179 (392 amino acids)
Biological process (GO): monoatomic cation transport; positive regulation of interleukin-1 production
Molecular function (GO): channel activity
Source: RefSeq, a predicted model, not a curated record
AUGUCGCUUGCACACACAGCUGCAGAAUACAUGCUCUCAGAUGCCCUGCUGCCUGACCACAAGGGCCCCCGCCUCAAAGGACUGCGCCUGGAGCUUCCCCUGGACCGGAUGGUCAAGUUCGUAGCCGUGGGCUUCCCCCUGCUGCUGGUGUCACUGGCCUUUGCCCAGGAGUUCUCCUCCGGGUCUCCCAUCAGCUGCUUUUGUCCCAGUAACUUCAGCAUCCGGCAGGCUGCCUACGUGGACAGUUCCUGCUGGGACUCCCUGGUUCACCACGAACAGGAUGAGUCUGGCCACUCCAAGACAAAAUCCCUCUGGCCUCACAAGGCCCUCCCCUACUCACUGCUGGCCCUGGCCGUGGCCAUGUACCUGCCGGUUCUGCUGUGGCAGUAUGCAGCCGUGCCGGCCCUCAGCUCGGACCUGCUGUUCAUCAUUAGCGAGCUGGACAAGUCCUACAACCGCGCCAUCCGCCUGGUGCAGCACAUGCUGAAGAUCCGACAGGAGAGCUCGGACCCUGAUGUGUUCUGGGACGAGCUGGAGAAGGCUCGGAAAGAACGGUACUUUGAAUUCCCCUUGCUGGAGCGGUACCUGGCCUGUAAGCAGCGCUCACACUCACUAGUGGCCACCUACCUCCUAAGGAAUGCCCUCUUGCUCCUCUUCACAUCCGCCACCUACCUGUACCUGGGCCACUUUCACCUGGACGUCUUCUUCCAAGAGGAAUUCAGCUGUUCCAUCAAGACAGGGCUGCUACAUGAUGAGACCCACAUCCCCGACCUCAUCACAUGCAGGCUGACCUCUUUGUCUGUCUUCCAGAUUGUCAGUCUCGCCAGCGUAGCCAUCUACACCCUGUUGGUUCCAGUGAUACUAUACAACCUCACACGGCUCUGCCGGUGGGACAAACGGCUCCUCUCCAUCUACGAGAUGCUCCCAGCUUUUGAUCUCCUCAGCAGAAAAAUGCUGGGCUGUCCCAUCAAUGACCUCAAUGUGAUCCUACUUUUCCUCCGAGCCAACAUCUCUGAGCUCAUCUCUUUUAGCUGGUUGAGUGUCCUUUGUGAGCUGAAGGACACAGCCACCCAGAAGCACAACAUUGACACCGUGGUUGAUUUCAUGACUUUAUUGGCUGGCUUAGAACCCUCAAAACCUAAACAUCUCACCCAUGGGAUGUGUGAUGAAAAUCCUUAG